AUGGCGUGGGACGAUCCGCCAAAAUCUUCGAAGCCAUGGCCUCUCAUAGAGGCGGAGGAAAUGGGAGACUUAGGUCAAGCGACUCCAGGCAAAGAUGAGAGUCAGCAAAAGGUCAGGCCGCCUCAACCGACGUCCGUUCGAAGUUCGACCAGACGGGAUGAGAAUUCUCUCGAGGAGACUGAUCCAGUGGAUGACGAGGAGGCCUUAUAUAAGAGAUUCAGCCGUCCUCCAACUUACUGUGACUCGCGGAACGAUGUGCACAGGAAGCAGCAUAACUGGCUCUCGAUGUCUAUCUUGAUUCUGUCAUUCUACUCCACAGGACUCAGCUGCCUCUGGCUCGUUGUGGCUAUUGUACAGCCACGUUGGGGUCCUCAAAUCUCGUCAAGCGGUGGCAUCCUCCCGUCAACAGCAUCUUUGGUAUGCGCAAUGUUUGCCAAGACGAUUGAAAUAUCUUUCGUGACCGUAUUUGUCACCUUUAUCGGCCAGGUAUUGACACGUCGCGCAUUUGUGAGGAGGUCAGAGGGCAUGACCUUGGCUGAGAUGACGAUGAGAAACUGGGUUAUUCAACCUGGAUUCCUGAUCACCCAUUGGGAGACGCUGCCGUACGCCGGUAUGACCAUUCUCGGAGUAGUGUCUCUCGUUGCAACCGUUGCUUCGACGUUUUAUACGACUGCGUCAGACGCCAUGAUCACUCCAAAGCUUAAAUUUGGCGACUGGGAGACGAAGACAUUGAGCGGCUAUGUUCUGGCGUCCUACAUGAACCCGCCCUUUGCGCGUGAAGCCUGCCCGACACCACUACGAGAUAGUGACCCAUUGGGUGUUGAUGUUGCUGGAAAUGCUUGCCUGGAAGUGCAAUAUGCCGGCCAAUCAUAUCGCAACUUGGUCUCGUUCCUAGGUGAUUGGGAAUCCAUCAAUCGCAACGGAACAAGUGAUGCCGUUGAUGUUCAACACCGCCCUGUAGGAACGGCUUUGUUGUACGACAACACAACGCUCACCUCUGCUUGGAUUGAGACCACCUAUAGCAACACGACUGAGCAACACAUGCGCUUCAAUAGGAUAAUCAACAAUGUGACGCUCGCAAUUCCCCAUCCGAGUGUCUACGAUGCAGCAACAAAUCCAGUCAACAAGAUUCUUCAGCCGAAUGACUUGUCGGGUGUAGGAGAGUACGGCAUCAGAGCGAGUGUGGUCUCGCCCGCACUGAACGUCAUGUGUGUCAACAUGUCUCCAGAGGAACUGGAGCCAUUGGUCUAUACAGAGUGGCCCAUAGGGAAGGUUUUGUACGACGACACGACAGUUCCAGGACAGAGAACCGGGAAAUCGGACUGGGAGAAAUAUGUUCCCGGCGCUUCGGAAACGGAGUGGCUAAAUCGAACGUCGGUGGAUGAGAUCUUUCGCUGGGGCCAAGACUAUGGGCGACGGCCGCCGGUGUUCCCGCUGUACCCUGCGGACUACAACAUGAUAACCAACACGUCGGUAGAGAGCGACGCCAUUUACAUCCUCACAAAGUCGGCGUCCAUCACAGAUUAUACUCUUUGUGAGAUGAGAUCGUGGGUGUCACCCAAUUGCUCAACCCACUUCAACAUCUCGGGCACAGCAGGAGCGCAUAUGCAAGCACACUGCGAUGACCCCGAUGAUACAGACAGCUACACCAACGUCCACACCGAAGUCACGGAAUCCACACCCGUGACGGACUGGAGGAAUAUUGCGGAUCAAUGGCGUCUGUCAAUGGACAUCAACGGCGGAGCCCAAAACAACAACGCCUCCAACGCCCGCAUCCUUACCCAAUUCGUCCUCCAAGAGCCGCAGCUCAACCCCCUCCUCCCCUCGAUAGCCGAAGCCCUCGCCGUCUACGCCUCGUCAACCCUCAUCAUCGGCGGACUCAACACCCCCUUUGAACACUACUGGCGCCACGAGAAGAUGCAGCUCGGCGCGCCGGGCAGCCUAGACCCCUUCAACGCCUCGAUCCGCACGCAGGAGUACACGUCGGGCCACAGCGCCGAGUGGCAAAAGUGCUUCUACCUCGUUCUCGCCCUCGUCUUCGUCAUCAACGUUGUCUGCCUCGCCUACCUCCUCUCCCGGUCCGGCCUGGUGACGGACUUUACUGAGCCGCAGAACCUGUUUGCGCUGGCCGUCAACUCGCCGCCGAGCGAGCAGCUCAAGGGCAGCUGCGGUGGCGGGCCGGUGAAGAGGGAUCUGGUUGUGCCGUGGCGUGUUGGGUAUACAAGUGGUGCGAAUCACUACUUUUUCGAAGAGGCUAACCACAGGCCGUGGCGCGGCAAGUAUUCCAAGCAGGACUUGUCUGCUGACACGGGGUACAAUGGACAAGAGCGGAGUAGUUACAAGAGGCUGAGCACAAGGAAUACAUGGUUCUGA
Molecule: messenger RNA, 2373 nt
Organism: Colletotrichum acutatum
Lineage: Eukaryota; Fungi; Ascomycota; Sordariomycetes; Glomerellales; Glomerellaceae
Exons: 6
Coding region: 1-2373 (790 amino acids)
Source: RefSeq, a predicted model, not a curated record